Molecule: messenger RNA, 1922 nt
Organism: Phialemonium atrogriseum
Lineage: Eukaryota; Fungi; Ascomycota; Sordariomycetes; Cephalothecales; Cephalothecaceae
Product: putative adipose-regulatory protein-domain-containing protein
Exons: 3
Coding region: 189-1604 (471 amino acids)
Biological process (GO): lipid droplet organization; lipid storage
Cellular component (GO): endoplasmic reticulum membrane
Source: RefSeq, a predicted model, not a curated record
CCACCAGUGACAUACCAACCGAUGACGAGACGCAGGUGCCAUCAUCAGGACCACUGGCAUGUGGCCGAAGCUUUGUUAUUUGUAGCUCCCUCCAUGGCGGCAACUCUGCCAACGCUUCGAGCUUCACAACUAUCCCCGCUGCAGCUGUGAGCAAAAUCAUACCAAUUGGCAUUCCCACUUCUAGCAACAUGGACAUCGCCCGCGAGGGCGACUCGCCCAAUAUCAGGACCGCGAAGAGGUCUUUGCUCAACAGUAUCCUGGUGGCUAUUUCCUUGGUGUUGCUCUACGCUUUGGCGGCAUUUGCCUACUUGCUCUUCUACCAAAACUACCUGCCCGACCAAAUAACUACUGUUCCGAUACACUUGCAAUAUGGAUACGGCCAACACCCAUAUGGCAUUGCCUCCCUGGAGGCUAAGAAUCUCAAGGACAACCAACUCUACGACAUCACCGCCUCGCUGACCCUGCCUCGCUCCCCCGCCAACCUCGAGCGGGGCAACUUCAUGGCCGCCAUGUACCUGCUCGAUCGCGACGGCACCGCCCCGCCUAAGAAGCCGGAGACGACCGCGGCUAUGUUAAAGCCUGUGGAAAUGCCAGGCUCCCUGGAGAUGCCAUACCUGCUCACCAGCCCCUUUCCCGACCCUCUUCGCCUCUUUUCUGACCGGCGAAUCCUGCACGCCUCAAGGCGGCCUGCCCUGAUCCCCUACGCGGACCCGCUCGUCUCGCGGGCCUCGCGCGUGCUCUUCCUACUCUACUACCUGGCAUUCCCGCACAUCGCCGAGAGUACGGUCCUGGAAAUUCCGAUGGCCGAGGGCGUGUCCUUCUCCUCCGGCGGCGGCAGCGGCCCCCCGCCGAUCCUCUUCCCCAGCUCCGUGUUCAUCGAGCUGCGAGCCGGCCAGGCACUGCAGGUGUAUGAAGCGUCGGUGACGUUGAGAGCCCGGCUGACGGGUCUGCGGUGGUUGAUGUGGCAGUACCGCAUUGCCACCUUCUUCGUCCUGACGACUGCCUUCUGGGCCUGCGAAGUCCUCUCCGCCGUGGUGAUGUGGAUGGCGCUGAGCAGCCUGGGUUCGUCGUCGUCGUCGUCGUCUCCGAUGCCGGCGCCGGGUCCCCGGUCGCUGCUGGAGAUGCUAUCGGAGGGCGAGGACAGCACUGAGACCGAGGGGGGGAACAAGAGCAAGGCCAAGAGGCACGCCAAGGUCUUGCGGAAGGCGAAGGAUAAGGCUAAAGGCGUGGAAUGGGGAAGAGGCAAAGACUUCAUGAUGGCGCUCCCGGCGGACAUCAAGCGCGACGAGAUCGAUGGCCGCAACGACCCCUUCCCCACCGACGCUCGUGGCAAGGAUGUCGAGGACAGAGCCACCGCCGACGCCCCUCAUAAGGAGGACAAGGACAGCGACUCCGCCGACGCUCCUCAUAAGGAGGACUCGGGGCUUAAGGGUCUCCACGCAGCCAGGCUGGCGGACAUGUCGCCCUUCACAUGGGCAGAUGCCUAUGUCGACGACGAGAAGGAUGAAGGGUAUGUGGGCAUGGGGACAGGUUAUAGCGCUGAUGAAAGAGUGAUAUCUCGGAGACAGCCGCUCACCCCGUGGGCGACCGCUUCGGCGGGGUAGCUUGGUUUCCUCUUUACUUUUUCAUUUUUUCUCCCCCAGCGAAUGUGUAUCUUCGUGUUAAUCUCCUGGUCUCUUGUGUUGUUUCACAAGUACAAGCUUACAGGAGCGGGCUGUGGACGUGGGAAAGUGGGCGUUAUGGGAGUAUUUGCAUUUCUAGAACGAUUUGAAGAAAUACCCAUAUGGCUACAAAAGACGUGUAAUCUACUAGCUACUACUCAUGCACUUGUUCCAAGUCUAGGCUGCCUGACUGCGAGUAAGCUUCUGGAUGGAUAACCAAAUAUUGUUAUUUCGAAUAUCAGUUCGAUGAUUACACUCCCU